GGAGCUGCGUAAUUGAAGAUCACGAACUUUAGUCUUUGUGCAUACGAAAAAAAUCUUGUGUUGGUUAAACAAACGGCAGUUUAAAUUCCUGCUGAAAGAAUCAUUUUCGCCUUAAUGCAAUGCGAUCUACGACUGAACUUUCAAGCGCUGACAGGAAAUUCGGAAUAUUUUUAUUAUUUCACCGAGAUCCAAUCCCAGUCUGACUUGCCGGUGACGUCACCGCCGCCCAGUCCGCCAUCUUUCUUGCAGGCAACGGGGCGCUGAAUGUUCGGGCUUGUAUUCGGCUUCCCGGGACGAUGCCAGUCUCGUGUAGUGCACUCGACUGUAAAAACCGCUUCAAGAAAGGAAGCGGCAUAACUUUUCACAGGUUUCCCAUUUCAAGACCUGACCUCAUGGCAAAAUGGUUAAAAGCAGUGGCACGAGAAAACUGGGCACCAUCACCAAGGGCAACUCUUUGCAGUGAUCACUUCAUAAAAGAGUGUUUUGAAGAGCGGAAUGAUAGAAGGCAUUUAAAAUUUUCCUCUGUACCAACUAUAUUUCCACCCCCUAAAAAUAAGGCGACAGGCUCCAGAAAGUCAAAUAAAGUAAAGACUUAUGGUGGACACCAUAAGGAAUCUUCAGAUGUGGAGAUGUCACUUUUGAAUUCACAACCUGCUUUAAUUGAUGAAACAUUAAGUCAAACAAUCAGCCCAAAUAAGGUAACAAAUGAACAGUCUCCAUUAACACCAGACACUCUCAACUCAGGGCGACUAGCUCAACUAGCUGCAGCAGCUGUCUUAAAUUUAGCAGAAUUCUCUCAAGUAUUGGAAAUGCCUUUGAAGCCUGAAGAAGAAUCUUCACAGGUUCUUGCUGUCUUUAACUGCAGUGCACAAACUGAAACAUCUGGAACAGAGGGAAAAAUGGAAUCAGUUUCAGGUGAAUUAAUUGUAGGUCAUUCAGAGGCAGCACCUCAAGAUUCAGCUGCAGUUCUGUGCUCAGACGCACUCCAUUGGACAGCUAACGUAUUAUCAAGACCUGAAGUACAAUCGGAUACAUGUACCACACUUGUAGAUUCGGUGGAUGUAUCUGCUGAUGUGUUGCCAUGUUUAUUCACAUCAUCUGCUGAUCAAGCAGCUGACAGAGUAAUAAUACCAGAAGAAACAACUUGGAUAUCUACAGAAGUACUUAUCCCAGAAACACAGACUCAUCAUCUAACCCCCGCAGUCCAGCCUUCGGAAGAAUUGCAGUGUUCCGCUGAGAAUGUGCUUUCUUCUCAGGGUGACCAAGAUUUGUCAGGAAUGACAUUUCCUCAAGAUCACAGUUACUUUAUGAGCCCUUGUCCCGAUACCAUCAGGAGAACUUUAGAAAAGAAGCUUGCCUGGGAAAGGAAGAAGAAUGAAGAACAUCGGCAAAGGUUUAGAGUACUUCAACAAAAAUUGAAGAGAAAAGAGCAGAAAAUAGACAGUCUUACCAAAAUUAUCAAUGAGCUGAGAGAAAAUAAAACUGAUGAUUUAUGGAAUACUAAUGUAUUGUAAUAAAUGGGGGCUGCUGUUUGAAUAAGUCCAGUUGCAGAAAAGGUUGGGCUGUAUGGAGGACAAAUGGAUGAAAAGUUCUUUUUAAAAAAAAGUUCUUUAAAAUGCUUUUUUUUUAUUAGUUUUUUUUUAUACAUUUUCUACAUAGCUACAGAUAAAAACCCCCAGAUCAAAAUGAAGAACAUUGAUACAGUGCAAAAAUAAACAUACAAUAACAAUAUGAUACAAAGAAAGAUAAUUGAGAAAGCACCCAAAUUGAAGACAUGUAAAAUUAGUAUCCUCCCCAAGCCCCGCAACCAAAAAAAAACUCCAGACCAACCACAACACAAUAUAGAGAAUAUAAAUCAGGACAAUCAAACCCCCAAAACUGUAAAUACACUUAGCAACAGAAGAUAUUAAUGCCUACUACCAAAAAAAAAGGAGCUGAAAGCAAGGGGCCGAAAAAAUAAAAUUCUUUAAUGAGAGGAAGUUUGCUAUAUUUCACUAAUGUUAAGUCAUAGUAGCUUCUGAAGUUGGUGUGUGUGUGUGUGUGUGUGUUGCAAUACGUUAAUGAAUUGAAAGCUGCAAUGUAAUUUUGCUGGCAGGGCUUGAUUAUUCUCUUAGAAGAUUUUGUUCCAUGCAGUGCCCUGUGACACAAUUCAAUAAAUUGUUCAACCUGG
This is a messenger RNA of Hypanus sabinus (Atlantic stingray), 2170 nucleotides long. Its product is annotated as peroxynitrite isomerase THAP4-like. Lineage: Eukaryota; Metazoa; Chordata; Chondrichthyes; Myliobatiformes; Dasyatidae. The record is from RefSeq and is a predicted model, not a curated record. The coding region runs from base 297 to 1514 and encodes 405 amino acids. Gene Ontology annotation, molecular function: sequence-specific DNA binding. The transcript is spliced from 3 exons.